AUGCCCCACGCCGUGUCGAUGCCCGCAACCGGGCUUCAAGCUCUCAUUCUCUGCGGGCCUGGAUCAUCCUUUCCGACCUUUACGUCCAAUCCCGAUGAGUGUCCCAAGGCGCUCUUACCAAUCGCCAACAGGCCGAUGGUGUGGUAUCCCAUCGACUUUUGCCUUCGCAUGGGCACGACAAGCAUCACGCUGAUAUGUCCCCCCUCUGCAUCGGAGGCGCUCACCACUGCCUUCAACACAAACCCAUUCCUCACCGGCCUGCCUUUGCCACGGCCGGACAUCUUGGCCCCGGCUGGUCUUGAUCAAAACACCGGCACUGCCGAGAUCCUGCGCUUGCCAGAGGUCCGGGAGCUAGUCAAGACAGAUUUCAUCAUUCUACCCUGCGACCUUGUCUGUGAGCUCGCCGGCGAGAAGCUCAUCCAAGCUUGGAUGGUCAAGGCGGCAAGCCUGACUGACCUUCUCGACUCCUCAAACUUCUCCAACGGCUGGCAAUCUCGGCACAGCGGGGGGCUGGGGGUUUGGUACAACACAAAAGCGACGUCGACGGCGGCGGUGCAGGGUGAGGAGACCGACUUCAUAGCCACGGCGCCUCUAUCCUGGUCGCCGGCCGCGUCGCCAAAAGGCUCCGUCUUUCAGAACCUGUCCAAGCUGGUGUAUUCGAUUCCAACAGACUCUCUGAAUGACAUCGUCGAGGAGCGAAAGGCACUGCCGAUUCGGCACAGUCUUCUGAAGAGCAAUCCUCGGGUGCGCAUGUACACAGCUCACAGAGACGCUCAUAUAUACAUCUUCCCGCGCUGGAUUCUGGACUUCAUCGAGGCGAAUGACCGCCUGGAUAGCAUCGGUGAAGACGUCGUUGGUUGGCUAGCCAAGGCAGGAUGGCAACGUGGCUUGGCCGAGAAGCUUCACAUCGACACAUUGUGUCAUGGCAGGCCUUCCAAGGACCAAGACGGUUCAUCCACGGAGAGCCGAUCCUCGCCGCGAGAUGGGAGCCCUGUUGGUCGCUUCACGUUCAAGGGGCAUACUCUGGUGGCACCUGCCAUUGCCGAAGCCCAGCAGACUCAAGCCAAGGAUGGCCACUCGACGGGUGCGGCGGAAAUCGAGGUGCCUCCCAUUCUUGCUUACAUCCACACCACCGAGAACCAGGCAAACCCACCUUUGAUCCGACGAGUCGAUACAGCACAGCUGCUGUUGGCAACGUCCCUCCAGCUUGCCAAGCUUCCGUCUGUUGAGGAGGCCGGCGAGGCGGCCUCGCCCUUUGCCCACGCGAGGAAAAUCGCCUACCCUGAAGGAGUGAAGUCGCGCACGACAAUCACCAAGCAGGACAGCCUCAUCGCGGAAAACGUCACGGUGGAAGAAAAAACAUCCAUCAAAGAGACAAUAGUGGGGGCAAGGGUCGUCGUGGGAAAAGGCUGCAAGCUCAGCAAAUGCAUCCUGGGUAAACGAUGCGUCAUCGGCGACGGAUCCGUCCUGACGGACUGCGAGGUGCAAGAAAACCUGCUGGUUGAACCACGGACCGAGGACAAGGACAACAAGCUCAUGAGCUCAGAGGGUCUAGAGGCCACCGAGGCCGAGAUGGAAGAGGUGCUGCAUGAGGUGGAUGAGGAGGUUGCCGCAGUUACCCUAGAGGCAACAGUCGCCCUCUAG
This is a messenger RNA of Hirsutella rhossiliensis, 1644 nucleotides long. Its product is annotated as eukaryotic translation initiation factor subunit eIF2B-gamma. The transcript has 4 exons. Gene Ontology annotation, biological process: cytoplasmic translational initiation. The record is from RefSeq and is a predicted model, not a curated record. Bases 1 to 1644 code for a protein of 547 amino acids. Lineage: Eukaryota; Fungi; Ascomycota; Sordariomycetes; Hypocreales; Ophiocordycipitaceae. Gene Ontology annotation, molecular function: translation initiation factor activity; guanyl-nucleotide exchange factor activity. Gene Ontology annotation, cellular component: eukaryotic translation initiation factor 2B complex; guanyl-nucleotide exchange factor complex.